Messenger RNA from Geodia barretti, 267 nucleotides. The record is from the annotation of a GenBank genome assembly. Lineage: Eukaryota; Metazoa; Porifera; Demospongiae; Tetractinellida; Geodiidae.
AUGUAUCGAGAGAUUCAGGCGCAGCUCGAUCGCCUGGUUCCGAUCCAAAAGGUCUCCGACCUUGGGGGGGGGGGGGGGUAUGGGCGAGUGGUUGUGAGGCCCCUACUCGAUCGCGAGUCGCGCUCAUCAAAGUCGUCGCCCACCGGCGUGAAGCGUGUCGAAUUCGCUGUCGAAUCGCUGAUGUUCCGUGCCCUGUUGUCACAGCGGAUCGUUCGUUUGUAUUCGAAUUGGCCGGUAAGGCGGCAAGAUCGCGCCUUCUCCGGCUGA